UUCCUCCCUGGUCCCUUCCGCCUGCCGCUAUCCCACAAAUCCCUCCACGACCCCGGCCAUGGCAUGUGGGCCUGCAGGGGUCGCCUCCCCCUUGUGGCCGCGCCUGCUUCUCCCAGGCCCGGCUCCUUGUCGGAGCUUCCCCAACAAGGUGCAGCUAAAUCAAGUUCGUUGCCUGAAUCAGUUACGCUGGAAGCUACCUUUGAUUACUGUCGAGUCACACAGAUCAAGGAACCUUGUUGGUUGCUUACACUCAGACUCAUCUGCAGAAGUAGCGGGAGUGAGCAGACCUGCUGAUGUCUCCACUACUCAGAGUGAUCAAUCCAUGACGUGUUGCGCGGAUUCGGUCCCAGGUCCAUGGUUAUGAUUAAGGGUCCCUUUGUUCGACUUUGGGAGCUAGAUUCGCGGCAAGGAAUUUGGAAUCGCAACCAAAGGGCUCAGCAUCGCGAAGCGAUUCUCGCAGUUGAACACGCAGCUGGAUUUCUACCGAUUCGCGUAGUUUAUUACCCGCACUGCACUACCACCGGUUACAACUUACCGCUUCACGUCUUUCUUUCCCGAGCGCUAUUCUUUCCCCACCACGACCCCUCUCCCCAUCCCGACUCCUCCACGACCUGCCGCCGCCGGCGCUGGACCUCCUCCCCGCCGCGCCCCCCGCCGCCCCAAACGCGCCGCCCGCCGCGCCCCCCGCCGCCCUCCCGCCGCCCCCCCCCUUACGCGCCCCCCGCCCGCCCGCUCCGUCCGCGCGCUCUGCCCAAGGUGAGAUCACCGGCUCCGUCUCCUCCCCGCCGCUCCCCACUCCCACCCACUCCCACUGGUCUCCUCGCGAGCCGCGAGCCUAGGGGCCGCCACCCCUAUAACUGCCCCCCAUUCCCCUACCCGCGCUCGCUCCCUCUCCUCCCCAAAUCCCCCACGCUUGGAUGGAUUCCAUCGGUACGAAUCGCACCCCGCUGCGCUCCGUCGCCGCCUCAGCCACUCGAAGCAGCGCGCUGCCGCGGCCGCACCGCCACCCAGCGCUCGGCAAUCGCUUGGCGGCGACUAAGCUCGGGAUCGCGGCUCGGUGUGGAGGAGCAAGAGGGUAUUUCGGCAAGGUGCAGAGAUUUGACGCCGCGCGGAGUACAUCGGCGAGAGCGCAGAGCGGGAAGGCGGGGAGAAGUGUGAUCAGGGAAAUGGGACACACGUCAUCUGAUAGUGAAAUGCCCUUGAACUAUUCUUCUGGAAAAGCUUUCCCUUUAGGAGUGUCACAAGCUGAUGGUGGGCUGAAUUUUGCAAUAUUCUCACAGAAUGCUUCUUCUGUCACCCUUUGUUUGAAACUUCCAGAGAGAGGCACCCAAGAUGAUGCGGAAAUUGUCGAGUUUGCUUUAGAUCGCCAAAAGAACAAAGCAGGAGAUAUAUGGCAUGUGUCAGUGGAGGAACAACUAAUGGCCAAUCAAGAGACAGUUGAAGCGUAGACCGAUCCGCCGCUUCAACUGCUCCAGCUCCCGAUGAUGAUCCAACCAAGCAUGGAUCGAAAUCGAAGAAUCAGUUCCUUCCAAUCAUAUCACUCAGCAAAGGUUCUAUCAUAUCCCAGUCCACUUAACCACAUGCUCCCUUUGGCAUAUAAUUCUUAUAUAACCAUGCCCUUUGUGUCAUUCGACUAAUCGUGUGAACUCUCCAUAUUUUUGAUCCUUUAGAUGUACAGGCCAGCCUCAGGCAAACCUAGCAUACCAAAGCCGGAUUAUAACUUGAAGGAUCUUGGUACCAACUUGCACCCAAGCAACCCCCAAGACACAUUUUUUACCCAAAAGAUCUCAAUAAGAAAGAGAGGCCACUUUGAGUCUUCCUAGCACUAUAGCCACUUCCAAUGCCACAUUCAAAGGUUGAGCAGUAAAGCCGCUUGAAAGAAAAUGGUACACACCCAAAACUCGCAUCUUUCAUCAAGAAGGAAAGGCGAAUAAACCAUAGAGAAAGGGUGCGCUUCGCCAGACAAAGAUAAGGGCUCAUCUGCUGAUCAAGCUGAACCGCACCAUCUGGUAGAAUAGGCAAGCUUUAGACAGACCAUGAUUGCACUCCACAGGAGCAUUGAUCCUUCAAGCUGUUGAGCAUCAGAUGCCACCCAUAACCUAUUCUAGUCCCAGCCAAACCUAGAUAAUUAUUGAGCUGCAAUCUAUGUCCCAAUCAAGGGCUGAUGUGAUGUGUAUAUAUGUAUGUGAGCAUCUGUCCAUUUUCCAUUGGAUGGAUUAGAUCAAUCCUUAGGUUUUUAAACAUGAAAAUUGGUGCAAUCCUCAAUGAAGCUGGCACUCUCUCGUGCUGUUUACGAAAAAGAAAAAGAAAAGAAAUCGUUACCAUCUAAUCCUUAUUUAAUACUUCAUCCGUUCUAAAAAUAUGAAUCGUUUCGAUUUUGUCCUAAGUCAAAUUAAAUUCUCUAACUGUGACUAUUAUAUAGAAAAAAUGCACAAAAGAUUACAAAUCUCAAAUAAAAUCCGUUAGAUACACCUUGAUCAUCUCACUUGGUCAAAGUUUUUUUUAUUUAGAACAAAUUUAAACUUAAACAAGCUACAUUUUGGAACUAAGGGAGUGAUAGUGUAGCACAUAGGCCAGUGAGCUUUAGUGCUUCAUGCAGGGGCAGGCCCAGUAUUGAUGCAUGGGUAUUCAGCUGAAUACCCAAAUUUUUGGCAAAAAAAUUUGUAUACAUAGUAUAUAACAUGUAUAUGUAUUAAAAAUAGAAAAUAACAUCACAAAACAGGUUCCCAAUCUCAUAUUGCCUCUUGAGCUCAAAUAGCUCACCUUCUCGGUCUCAUUUUGUUAUUUAAUUAUGUGCUAUAAAUCUAUAUACUUUAUGCUAUAAAAAAUUCACCUUUUGAAAAUUUUGAAUACCCAGAUCCUAAAUCCUGGGCCCGCUCCUGGCUACAUGUGAUGGCAUGAGAUUCAACACCACCGGAUUUGUAGUCCCUUUGGUGGCUGGCCAUUUAGCCAUAGCGUUGGGUUACUGAAAUCAGAAAAAUCCAUUUCAUCAAAAGUAGAAAAAGAAGAACAAGAAAAAAGUUGCACACCAAGGAAUUUAAUUUAAAUUGUGAAAUGAAGGAAUUGAAUUGUCGCAGCGAUCAGGGAAAUAUCCAUGCAUUCCUCCUAAUUAAACAUGGAAAUUAUAGUCGUUGGAAUCUCAGCAUGACUGA
Molecule: messenger RNA, 3152 nt
Organism: Panicum hallii
Lineage: Eukaryota; Viridiplantae; Streptophyta; Magnoliopsida; Poales; Poaceae
Product: isoamylase 3, chloroplastic-like
Exons: 9
Coding region: 918-1448 (176 amino acids)
Biological process (GO): carbohydrate metabolic process
Molecular function (GO): hydrolase activity, hydrolyzing O-glycosyl compounds
Source: RefSeq, a predicted model, not a curated record